Molecule: messenger RNA, 2967 nt
Organism: Branchiostoma floridae (Florida lancelet)
Lineage: Eukaryota; Metazoa; Chordata; Leptocardii; Amphioxiformes; Branchiostomatidae
Product: actin-related protein 6-like
Exons: 10
Coding region: 4-1215 (403 amino acids)
Cellular component (GO): Swr1 complex
Molecular function (GO): nucleosome binding
Source: RefSeq, a predicted model, not a curated record
UCCAUGGACGGAAAAAUGGCGCCUGUUUUGGUUUUGGACAAUGGAGCUUACACGGCAAAAGUGGGGUUUUCUACGGAAAAAGAGCCGAGAUUGAUCCCCAACUGUGUGAUGAAGUCUAAAGCCGAGAGGAGGAAGACGUUUGUUGGGAACCAAAUUGAUGAGUGUAAGGACCUGUCUGGGCUCUUCUACGUCUUACCUUUCCAGAAGGGUUACCUGGUGAACUGGGAUGUCCAGAGACAAGUGUGGGACCACAUCUUCAGUAAAGAUGUCCUGAAUGUAAACUUUGCGGACACUGUUGCCAUGGUAACAGAACCCUUCUUCAACUUCACCUCCAUCCAAGAGUCCAUGAAUGAAAUCUUCUUUGAAGAAUAUCAGUUUAAGGCACUACAGAGGGCAAACGGCUCCACCUGGAGUGCCCACAGGUACAGCAGUGCUCAGCAGAAGAAGCCGCUGUGUUGUGUAGUGGUGGACACUGGGUACUCCUUCACACACAUCACACCCUACUGUAGGGGCAAGAAGAUGAAGGAUGGCAUAAGAAGAUUGAAUGUUGGAGGAAAGAUGCUGACCAAUCACCUGAAGGAGAUCAUCUCGUACCGACAGCUGCACGUUCUGGACGAGACGUACGUGAUGAACCAGGUCAAGGAGGACGUUUGCUACGUCUCCUCACAGUUCUACAGGGACAUGGAGACUGCCAAACUCAGAGGGAAAGACAACACUGUCCUGAGAGACUAUGUUUUACCAGACUUUUCACAAAUCAAGAGAGGUUAUGUGAAGCCUUUAGAAGAGAUGAAUUAUGCUGGAAAAUACAAGGGAGGUGAGCAGAUCAUCAGAAUGGCCAACGAGAGGUUCGCUGUUCCAGAAGUGCUCUUCCACCCCUCUGACAUCGGCAUCCAGGAAAUGGGUAUCCCAGAAGCCAUUGUGCAUGCUGUGGAAGCCUGCCCGGAAGAAAUGCACCCCCAUAUGUACAUGAACAUCAUACUGACAGGAGGAAAUGCACUAUUGUCUGGGUUCAAGGAAAGAGUAUUCUCAGACCUGAGAGCACUGGUGCCACAGCAGCUGGAGGUCAAAGUUCACCAGCCCGACCAUCCAAUCACGUAUGCCUGGGAGGCGGGCGUCGCCCUUAGCAACACAGCUGGCUUUGACAAGAUGCUGGUUACUAGGCAACAGUACGAUGAAUAUGGACAGAACAUCUGUUCAGAGAAAUUUGAUGUUUGAUUAUAUGUUGUGUAUUUUGGGUGCUAAGGCAAAGCUUAUUACAAAACUGGGCCAUCUCCAGGACCUGCCCUUUGUCCCUGUACAAACAUUUAUUUGUUGGCACGAAAAACAGUUCACCCCAUCUGUCCCAAUAAUCUGAGCUUCAUAACAAGGAACUGUUGAAAAUUUAUUAAUAACGGAUGAAAAUCAACCAUGAAAAUCAACAAUGUAUUGGCUCCCAAACAAUUAGUGGGACAGAAAUAAAUGUAAAGCUGGUGACAGCCCUGUAUUUCGUUUUGUAAACUCCAAAAACAGCUGGCGCUUCUGGCCAAAAGAAACAGAACUGCUGUUUAAUGUACAUACAUAUUUACGCAAAGGUAACCCUACAAUACAUGUGUACCUUUUUUUAUACAGCUUUUCACAAAGCAUUUAAGAUGGCCUAUUUGUACCUCUAACAAUUCAGUAAAACAGCUUGGCAUAACUACCAUCAUGUUAUGAAACAUUCCUUAAUAUUGUUCUGUUAUGGAGAAAGAUUAUGCAUUUUUCAAUUUGGACCAAAUAGUAGCAAAUACAUUUCUUCUACAAACCUUUGUCUUGUUGUGUUAACUACACUCUGCAAACCUGAAUUAUGGUCCAGAUUAUGCCAUACAGGGCUAUUUAAGUCGUAUUUGAGUCCUAUUUCCUAUUAAUCAGCACUUAAAGACAAGAAUCACAGACAAACAUUUUAUCUUGUAUACUUCCACUUUAUUUUCACCCUACCACCACUUGAUGGUUGUAUCAUAAUCUCAACCUUACAUAAUUACAAUGUGAUAUCUUAGACUAUAUCAUCUAUAUGCACAUGUGGUACAUUGAAUGUUUAGCUUCUAACAUACACCAAAAACACCUUUGAAACCUAUAACUAUUGUAUACAGAUGACAUGCUUUUUUUAAGUAUUUCAGUUAUAUCUGACACAAGAUAAACACUUUUUCAACCUUACGUUUGGGCUUUUAAAAGAAAAUCUUAAAGGUUCACAAUGAGCACCAUAUGGAACACAAAACAAGUGAAACUUCACAUAAAACGUAUUUACAAGCAUAAACAUUGACAAUGUUUCUUAGCCUUACAACGCACAUACUGGCAAUGUCUUUCUUAGUAUACCAGCAUACACCAACGACUUUCAAACACCCAAGCUGCAACAGUAUGAAAAAUAUGCUUUACUAAAUCAAAAGUUUGUUUUUUUUCAAUGCAAAAUACAAUACUUAACUUUUCUCACUAUUUGCAACAAAGUCAUGAUGGAUUCAUAAUCCACCAAGUCAUUUAUGUAAAAUACAAACUCAGUAAAAAAAAUGCUGGUCCACUUCAAUAACAGUUGCGAAUACAGUACGUUAGUGACAGAAGUUGCUAAUCAGUUAAAGCUAUUAAAAAGUCGAAUAACUUAAAUCUUAAACUUGUACAAAAGAAUUAUGCUAUUAAGUCUCUAGGCAACAUCAUUUCAUUGUACAUGUAGUUGUACCUGCUAUCAGACAAAUCCUUAUUUCACUCAAGUGGAAAUGAGUAACUGGCUACAGUUAAGAUGUCCCUCGUAUAGGACGCCAAAUGGACGUCCAGUGAUUGAGGAUCACUUUAAAGUACCCACCACGCUUAUCGAAAAGAGUAGGGGUCCUUCCCGCUGUGAGUGGUUCAUAUCCUUAGGCCACACCAAUUUAAUUUCUUGGUUCUCGGAUUUUUUCAGAAAUGUCGAAAAAAAUAAAAAUUUGCAAAAAGUCUGAGAUAAACAUAUGAGGCUUAUAUAACACA